AAUCCAGCAGAAGCAGAUAAAACCACCAAAACGGAGGAUAACUCCAGCAUCCAAGAUUCCUGCCUCAGCAGUGGAGAUGCCUGGAUCAGCAGAUGUGACAGGAUUAAAUGUUCAGUUUGGAGCUUUGGAGUUUGGAUCAGAGCCUACGCUCAUAGAAUUUGGAUCAACUUCAAGCAGUGAGAAUACCAGCCAGGCAACCAACAAUAGCUUGUACUCAAAAUCUGUCAAUGAUCCUUUGAAUACCUCUCUGCCAAUAUCCAAUACAGUACAGGAGUCUACCUACACAACCUCUGCCACCAGCUCUUCCAGUCUGACCUGCUCAUCCCAGAUCACUAGCCCAGUAACAACUUCCUCCUAUGAGCAGACUUCUGUUCUUAGUAGGAUAGUGUACGAAAGCUCCAUGGCUCCAUCUGAACCAACCUCUGUUGCAGUUACAAACGGGCACAGCACUGUUAGAACACAGGCAACUCUUGACACUACUUCAUCAGUUCCUGUGCUUAAGACAGAGCCUUCUCCCUCACUACCUUCUGCUGGUUCUCUGCCCAGCAUGGUGUCCACUACUGCUUCACUUCUGCCUUCAGCAUCGCAGCAUGCAGGAACUUUGCCCAGCUUGCCUCAGUCCAGUGAUCUGGCCAGCAGCUCACUCUCACAGUUAAGCAGCAACCUUUCCAAUCAUCAGAGCAGCCUCUCCCCUGCCUCAGUGUUGUCUUCAAGCACAUCACAUGUGCACUCUAGUGUUGAGAACACAACUUCACUUCAGCCUUCAACAACUUUUUCAACUGCUUCAACCUCAGCCAUUAGCACCACCUCUUCGGUUGUCAGCAUGGCAAGCAGUAUGAACACUACAGCUAGCCUUGGCCUGAAUGUUACCAGUGUGUCUGCUACCACACGGGCAGCUCCCUUAAUGUCUUCAGGCAAAGCUCCCCCAAAUCUGCCUCAAGGUGUAUCACCUUUGUUGCAUAACCAGUAUAUUGUGGGACCUGGAGGACUUCUGCCUGCCUACCCACAGAUUUAUGGUUAUGAUGAUCUCCAGAUGCUUCAAUCCAGGCUGCCAAUGGAUUACUACGGAAUUACAUUCCCUGCUCCUGCAACCUUGACAGGCAGAGAUGGAAGCCUUGCUAACAACCCCUUCUCAGGUGAUGUAACAAAAUUUGGCCGUGGAGAUUCUGCCUCCCCUGCUCCUACUACCACGCUCGCUCAGUCGCAGCAGAACCAGACUCAGACUCACCAUACAACUCAGCAGCCAUUCCUCAAUCCAACCCUGCCCCCGGGGUACAGCUACACUGGGUUACCUUAUUAUGCUGGUGUGCCCAGUGUUCCCAGUGCAUUCCAAUAUGGGCCAACCAUGUUUGUACCUCCAGCAUUUAAACAGCAUGGAGUCAACCUGAACACCACAUCGACUCCUUUUCAGCAAGGGAGUGGCUAUGGGCAGCAUGGCUAUGGGGCAGGCUAUGAUGACUUAACACAGGGAACAGCAGCUGGAGAUUACAGCAAAGGAG
This is a messenger RNA of Pyrgilauda ruficollis (rufous-necked snowfinch), 1499 nucleotides long. RefSeq names its product ubiquitin-associated protein 2-like. Gene Ontology annotation, cellular component: cytoplasm; nucleus. The record is from RefSeq and is a predicted model, not a curated record. Lineage: Eukaryota; Metazoa; Chordata; Aves; Passeriformes; Passeridae.